AUGGAUGGGAGCCACUGGUUCACCAUGCAGAUGGUUUUGGAGAAACUCAUUCACAAAGGACAUGAGGUAGUGGCAGUUGUGCCAGAGGUGAGUUGGCAACUGGGAAAAUCCCUGAAUUUGACAGUGAAGACUUAUUCAAUUUCUCAUACACUAGAGGAUUUAAACCGCGAGUUCAAGUAUUUUUCUGACACUCAAUGGAAAACUCCAGAACAGAAUAUGUUUUCUUUAAUGACAGGCUCAGCCAAAGGUUUCUUUGAAAUAAUAUUUUCACACUGUAGGGAUUUGUUUAAUGACAAGAAGUUAGUGGAGUACUUGAAGCAGAGUUCUUUUGAUGCUGUGUUUCUGGAUCCUUUCGAUGUGUGCGGCUUAACUGUUGCCAAGUACUUGUCACUCCCAUCCGUGAUCUUUGCAAGAGGUGUGUUUUGUCACUAUCUUGAGGAGGGUACACAGUGUCCCAGCCCCCUCUCUUAUGUUCCCAGAAUUCUCUUGAAACUCACAGACACCAUGACUUUCACGGAGAGAGUCUGGAACCACCUCACCUACAUGACGGAACGUGCAUUUUGCCCCUAUUUUUUCAAAACGGCUGUAGAAAUUGCCUCUGAAGUUCUCCAGACCCCAGUGACUAUGGAUGACCUUUUCAGUCAAGUGUCCAUUUGGUUGUUACGAACAGACUUUGUGCUGGAGUUCCCCAAACCUGUGAUGCCCAACAUGGUCUUCAUUGGUGGGAUGAACUGCCAACAGAGAAAGCCAAUUGCCAAGGUUCUCCAGCCUCCGUUCCUCUCUGUAUGUGUCUGCUGCUUGCCUCUGGCUUAG
Molecule: messenger RNA, 813 nt
Organism: Cricetulus griseus (Chinese hamster)
Lineage: Eukaryota; Metazoa; Chordata; Mammalia; Rodentia; Cricetidae
Source: RefSeq, a predicted model, not a curated record